Messenger RNA from Bipolaris zeicola 26-R-13, 516 nucleotides. RefSeq lists its product as uncharacterized. The transcript has a single exon. The annotation marks the transcript as partial. The record is from RefSeq and is a predicted model, not a curated record. NCBI's taxonomy places the organism in Eukaryota, Fungi, Ascomycota, Dothideomycetes, Pleosporales, Pleosporaceae.
CUGUUCCCAUGGUAUGGCACCCAGAAGGAAGUAGCUACGCAGCUAUGGCUAUCUCUCUCGUCUACUAGCAACGAUAGUAGUGGCUCUAGAGCAGCUCAGCAGCGUACGUAUAUACGACUUCUAUCUCAAGCGCUCAUCUGCCAGAAGGUAUAUCACCAGCCAUUUGAUAGCCCAGUUAUCCAUUUUCUCGCUACUCUUGGUAUCUAUCCAGAGACUAGCCGUCUGCGUGAUGCUCCCGAGUUCUCUACUCUACUUAGCUCACUCAUUUACUGCGUACGGGCAUUAACGAUAGAGAUUUUUCUACCAGUAGAUAAGCGGGCUGAGCAAGGUGCUGCUGAGACAGGUAGCUUUCUUGAGCAGCGUGCUAGCUAUCUAGUAGACGGCUCGUAUAGCCCUAUGAGCACUAUGCUAAGCCUACUAGUAUACGCCAAGUUUAUCGCUCUACGUACGCCUAGUAGUAGCGCUAGUAGAAUGUGGUGGUUAGUAGAUCGACAGACAUUCUACAUCAAAGGCCAG